AUGAGGAAGCCAAGCGCCGACAAGACCAAGUCUCUGGAUCUUCGCUUGGAUGGGGAAAAGGGUCCCAAGAGGCUGACGGCCCAAGAGAAGUUGUGCCAGGACGUGGAGAAGAGAAUGCAGCAGGAAGCAAAGAAGAAAGUGAAAAAGGAGAAGGAGGAGGAAGUGAAGGAAGUUGAGAAGGAUAAGAAGAAGAAGAGUGAGAAGGAAGAUAUCAAGUAUGUCCCAGUCAAGCGCAAGUUGAUCGAAGAUGUCUUCACCCCUCCAACCAAGUGUCCUGUGGAGCCUCCUCCAGCUGCUGCUUCGCGUUCUGAGGUGAGGGAGAUGGUCAGAGGCCUGGCCUCAAGCGAUGCAGAGGAGGAGGAGGAUGCAUCGGCAAGCGAGGCAUCUUCAAAUGUCGAAGAGAAGGAUGAGGAACCCGAAGCCUCAGAGAAUGAGGCUGAAGAUGGAAGUGAAGAUGGCGAUGUGAGCGUGACCAACAAGCGUGAUUGGGACAGUUUCGUUCGAUCCAAAGAGCGGUUCCGCUGUGGUGACUACUUUAAUACAAACAAGACCGAACUCUUUAACUUUUGGCUGGACUCUGGGAAAAGUUGGGAUGCUUGUGUCCUACACGUGGAUCGAGUUCACCAAACCAAGAAUGAAAGCAAAAAGGGAUGGACGGCCUUUCAGGGGUGGGACCUGGUAGACAAGUACGGCAAGGACCGCGGUGAGGAGAUGAUUUGUCGUAGAACAGAAGAGAACUUGUUCAACAAGGACGAUAUGUUGAGUGCCUCUGCAUCGGUCAACGAAGAAGGUCUCAUGGACAAACUCAUCGAUGGGGAAGUCGGCGUGCUCAAACCCGGGGCAAUGCCAGCGGUCGAUACAGCUAGCGCGGCUGGAUGUGCAAAGCUCUUGAAUGCUAUGAAUGCCAAGGUCUCCAAUGCAAAGAAUCCGAAGCCGAAGAAAGAAACAUCCGAAGAAGUGGUCCCAAAGACUGUGUCGGAGGCGCUGGGGCUCAAGCUCCAAAAGCACUUGAAGGCUUCGGCCUUGGCCAGGAGCAACAGCAUCACUCUUUCAGGCUUAGAGUUUGCUGAUGAUCUUGCCAAAGCUCUUCUGAAGCAAGCCGGUGAUAUGGAACAGACUUACAAGAAGGCUCAACGUGCUUUGAAGGAAAAGAAGUCUGACAAGGAAUUGAAAAAGUUCAUCCCUGACAUGGAGAACCAGCAGAAAGCAGCUACAAAAUUGCAGGCUGCGGCGAACGCUUUCCUGUCGAGCGCACGGCCCAAGAAGCGCAAAACCACUGACAAGGCCAAGGGUAAGAAGAAGUGA
Molecule: messenger RNA, 1305 nt
Organism: Durusdinium trenchii
Lineage: Eukaryota; Dinophyceae; Suessiales; Symbiodiniaceae
Source: the annotation of a GenBank genome assembly